GGCGCAGGUCGUGAUGGUGAGCUUGUACCUCGCCUACUGCUGGCUCGGUGCGUGCCUGGUGGGGGGGUUCGCUCCCAGUAUCGACAUCCCCGACACGACAACUGAGCCGCCCCCCACCACGCCAGACCCCGCCACACUCCCCUACUUCCUCCACCACCUCAACUCCACCAACGUCACCAUCAGCAGAGGAAGGACGGCGACGCUUGACUGUCAGGUCUUCAGGCUCAGAGACAGAACGGUGUCGUGGGUGAGGAGGCAAGGUGACACGAUUCACCUGUUGACCUUCGGCUCCAGCACCUACCACAGUAACGACAGAUACCAGCUGGAGUUCGUGGAGCCUAACAACUGGCAGCUAGUGAUCCAGGCGGCCGAGGAGGGAGACCAAGGUGCCUACGAGUGCCAAGUGUCCUCUCACCCCCCCAAGAUACGCAAAGUCUUCCUCUCCGUCUAUGUUCCUCGUCUGGAGAUCUAUGACGCCCGAGGAGAAGCCAUACAGGAGAAAUUCUACGAGGUUGGAUCAGGAAUCGACUUACGCUGCAACGCUUACCAUGUAGCUAAGGACGCCGUCGUGUGGUCUAGGGGCGGCGUCAAGGUGUACCACGCCCCCGACGCCGGUGUCAGUGUGGAGACGUCGUCGGGAGGGAUGGGUCCUGUGUCCUGGCUCAGGAUCAAGGCGGCCGCCACCUCCGACUCGGGUAACUACAGCUGCAGCGCUCCUGAAGCCGACACAGCCACCGUCCGCAUACAGGUCCUUGAUGGUGAGAGUUCAGCAGCCAUGCAGCACUCCACCAACUCAUCAGCCUCCAGUGCUGUCAGAGCCACUGUCCAUACUAUAAUAGUCCUCGUCAGCUUGUCUAUAGUGCUAAGUGCUAAGUGCUAGGUGCUGGGUGCUGAGUGGUAGGUGCUGGGUGCUUAGAUAUUUCGACUGUCUAGCACUUGGUAAGAGUGUUAGAUGCUGAAUGGGAGAUGCUGAGACCUAGGGUACUAGGUGGUGAUGAGUACUAGGUGCUGAGUGGUGGGUGCUGAGUACUAGCUACUGGGCAGUAAGUUCUUGGUGCUGAGGGAUACAUACGGAGUACUUGGUGCUAAAUGUUUGGUGCUGAAUGUUAAGUGUUUGAUACUGAGUACUGAGACUUGGUACUGGGUGUUGAGUACAUGGGGUUGAGUACUACAGUAGGUAUUGGUUGCAGAGAGUAGGUACUAGGUUCUAGGUGCUGGUUUCAAGAUGCUCGGUACUAGGAGGUGACUGUAAGACACCAAGUUCUGGGUACUGAUUGUUAGAUGCUGAGUGCAAAGUACUGAGUACUCUCUGUGGAAUAUAUGAUAGUGAGUGCUAGGAGAUGAGUUGCUAGGUGCUGAGUGAUAAAAGUUGAGUGCUAGUUGGUGGGGUCUUGAUGAUGUAGGCUAGAUACGGGAUGCCAAGUGCUGAGUGCUAGGUGCUGAGUACACAAUGCUGACUUUAAGGACUAAAGCAACAUGUGCUAGUGGCUGAGCGCUGAGUUCUAAAAGGUGAAUACUGUGUGUGUGUGUGUGUGUGUGUGUGUGUGUGUGUGUGUGUGUGUGU
Molecule: messenger RNA, 1564 nt
Organism: Homarus americanus (American lobster)
Lineage: Eukaryota; Metazoa; Arthropoda; Malacostraca; Decapoda; Nephropidae
Product: hemicentin-1-like
Exons: 7
Coding region: 14-880 (288 amino acids)
Biological process (GO): synapse organization
Cellular component (GO): neuron projection membrane
Source: RefSeq, a predicted model, not a curated record